Messenger RNA from Dermatophagoides farinae (American house dust mite), 4798 nucleotides. It is a transcript of the gene emb, whose product is annotated as exportin-1 emb. Gene Ontology annotation, cellular component: cytoplasm; nucleus. Lineage: Eukaryota; Metazoa; Arthropoda; Arachnida; Sarcoptiformes; Pyroglyphidae. Gene Ontology annotation, molecular function: small GTPase binding; nuclear export signal receptor activity. The record is from RefSeq and is a predicted model, not a curated record. Gene Ontology annotation, biological process: protein export from nucleus; ribosomal small subunit export from nucleus; ribosomal large subunit export from nucleus.
AUGAAUAUUCUUCGAAUCCAUUUUUUUACACACACACACACACACACAUUGAUUGAUUCAUUCAUGUGAAGAAAACUUGACAAUAACUUUAUUUUGUGUUAUCAACAUUAUAAUCUCGCUAAAUAUCAAAAAAAAGCGAUCAUCAUCAACAUCAACAACAACACACACACACACAUAUUGUCAUUGGUGUUGGGGUUUUUUUUUCUUGCUUGCUUUGCUAUCCACUGUGUGUCUCAGUCCUGUUUCUGUGUGUGUGUGUAUGCCAUAAUAGUGUGCUUGUUGGAUAUUGAGCUGUUGAUUUUGGUUAUUGAAUUCGAAUGUAUGACUUUUUUUUCUAAUAUUUUCAUUUUCUCAAUACAUCAAUCAUCAUCAUCUAAAUUAAAAUUAGUUAGUCUGUUUUUUUCUUACUCUCAUUUUGAUUUACAUCAUAUCAAUCAAUACUAAAUAAUAAGAACAAACAUAAACGAUAAAUAAUCAUCAGAAAAAUACGUUACCAUUACCCACCACCAUCAUCAGCAUCAUUAUUGCCAAUACAGUGCGACAAUUGUUUAAUUGUGUGUGUGUGUGUGUGUGUGAGUGAUUGAGAGAACAGACGCACCAAACAAUCGUAUAAAAUAAAACAAAAAAAAAAUUCUUUUGUUUAUAAUUUAUAAAUUCUGGCUGUUACAUGAACAUCAUCAUCGUAUAUAAACGUUGAAUUUUUUCUAUUCAUUCAAAAACAUGGAUUCAAUGGAUUCAUCGGCAAUGUUUUGUCCACCACAAGCUCAACCAACAUCAGCUUCGCCAGUGGUUGGUGUUGUAAAUCAAAUCAAUGGUACAGCCAAUAACCAUAUUACAAUGUUGAAUAAUACGGCAACAUCGAAUAAUACUGUUAAUCAAUAUGAAACAUUAACCAUUGAAAGUGCCAAUCAACUAUUGAAUUUUAAAGGUGUAUUCGAUAUACAACUUUUAGAACAGGUAGUUGAAUGUUUAUAUACAACUCAGGGUCAGCCACAAAAGAUUGCCCAAGAAAUUCUUACUACAUUCAAAGAACAUCCUGAUUCAUGGACACGUGUCGAUGGUAUCCUGGAAUAUGCAAAAAAUAAAGAGACAAAAUAUUUUGCUCUACAAGUGUUGGAAAAUUUAAUCAAAACAAGAUGGAAGAUAAUACCAGAAAAUCAAUGUGAAAAUAUUAAAAAAUUCAUUGUUGCAUUGAUCAUUAAAACAUCAACAAAUCCAAUAUCAAUGGAACAAGAUAAAGUUUAUUUGAAUAAAUUGAAUAUGAUAUUAGUACAGAUUUUGAAACAAGAUUGGCCAAAAAAAUGGCCUAAUUUUAUAUCGGAUAUUUGUGCUUCCAGUAAAAAAAGUGAAACAUUAUGUAUGAAUAAUAUGACCAUUCUGAAAUUAUUAAGUGAAGAGCUUUUCGAUUUUUCCACUGGCCAAUUAACACAAGCAAAAUCAAAACAUCUCAAAGAUACAAUGUGCCAGCAUUUUCGUGAAGUUUUUUCACUUUGUCAAUAUGUAUUAGAAGAUUCUCGAAAUGAAAAAUUAAUCUAUUGUACAUUGGAAACAUUAUUAAGGUUUCUUAAUUGGAUUCCUUUGGGCUAUAUUUUUGAAACUGGAUUGAUCAAUGCAUUAAUAUUUAAAUUUUUCCCGUAUGAUGUUUUCCGUAAUAUCACCCUCAAAUGUUUGACUGAGAUAGCCAAUAUUGGCGUGGAUUCAUAUGAUGAAGUAUAUUGUUCAAUGUUUGAAACAUUUAUGCUUCAAUUGAAUAAGAUUCUUCCUAAUCCCGAAGAUUUGAAAACUCUUUAUGAAACUGGUAUCGAAGAAAAUCAAAAUUUUGUUCAAAAUUUAGCCAUGUUUUUAUCAACAUUGUUGAAAAAACGUGGACAAUUGUUUGAAACUGAAGCUAUGCGUAAACAAUUAUUAAUGGCAGUCAUGUAUUUAAUCGUCAUAUCACAAGUGGAAGAUGUUGAAGUGUUUAAAAUCUGUCUUGAAUAUUGGGGUUCACUUACAGAGCAAUUGUAUAAAGAAUGUCCAUUAGAUGAUCGAGUUGUAGCAUCAUCAACUAUACCAAUGCGUCGUCUAAUCUAUGAAGAAAUGCUUAGCAAACUUCGUUACAUAAUGAUUGGUCGUAUGGCUAAACCGGAAGAAGUACUUGUUGUUGAAAAUGAACAAGGUGAAGUUGUUCGUGAAUUUAUGAAAGAUACAGAUUCAAUUCAAUUGUAUAACAAUAUGCGUGAAACAUUGGUCUAUUUGACACAUUUGAAUUCACAAGAUACGGAGAAUAUAAUGAAUGAAAAACUUAAAAAACAAGUUGAUGGUACUGAAUGGUCAUGGAAAAAUCUAAAUACACUGUGCUGGGCUAUCGGUUCAAUCUCUGGUGCUAUGUUAGAAGAAGAGGAAAGAAAAUUUCUAGUCACUGUCAUCAAAGAAUUAUUGGGCUUAUGUGAACAAAAACGUGGUAAAGAUAACAAAGCAAUCAUUGCUUCAAAUAUUAUGUAUGUGGUUGGACAAUAUCCACGAUUUCUUCGAGCAUAUUGGAAAUUCUUGAAAACAGUCGUUAAUAAAUUGUUUGAAUUUAUGCAUGAAACACACGAUGGUGUGCAAGAUAUGGCUUGUGAUACAUUUAUCAAAAUUGCUAAUAAAUGUCGACGACAUUUCAUCACAAUACAACCGGGAGAAGUACAGCCAUUUAUAGAUGAAAUAUUGGAAAAUAUGGCUACCGUUAUCAAUCAACUUGAACCACAUCAGAUUCAUACAUUUUAUGAAGCAGUGGGCUAUAUGAUUAGUGCACAAACUGAUGAAAAAAUUCAAGAAAAAUUGAUACAAAAUUAUAUGACACUACCAAAUCAAGUUUGGAAUGAUAUUAUUCGUAAAGCAGCAAUCAAUGUUGAUUUUCUCACUGAUCAUAUUGCGAUAAAACAAUUAGAUAAUAUUAUAAAAACAAAUUAUCAUGCUUGUAAAGCAUUGGGUCAUAAUUAUAUUCUACAAUUGAAAUUCAUCUAUAUGGACAUGUUAAGCCUGUAUAAAGUAAUGAGUCAACAUAUAUCGGCUGCCAUUGCUAAAAAUGGUGAAUCAGUAAUGAAACAACCAAUCAUACGUUCAAUGCGUGGUCUGAAAAAAGAAAUUCUUAAAUUAAUCAAUGAAUGGGUUUAUCAUUCGAAUGAUCAUAAAGUUGUUUUGCAAUCAUUUAUUCCAAAUCUUCUUGAUGCUAUUCUCCUUGAUUAUAAAGUGUGUGCAGUGCCUUCGGCUAGAGAACCUGAAGUUCUUUCAACAAUGUCGACUGUCAUUAAAAAAUUAACGGAUAAUAUUACGCCACAAAUUCCAGCUAUUUUUGAUGCCGUGUUUGAAUGUACAUUAGAAAUGAUAAACAAAGAUUUUGAAGAAUAUCCUGAACAUCGAACAAAUUUUUAUGUACUAUUGCAACAAGUUGUUACACAUUGUUUUGCUGCCCUACUCAACACAUUACCUAAUCAAUUUAAAUUGGUAUUAGAUUCAAUCAUAUGGGCAUUGAAACAUACAAUGCGUAAUGUUGCCGAUACUGGAUUGAAAAUUCUAUUGACAUUAAUGGAGAAUAUGAUACAACAACCAACAGAAAUGUGUAAUUGUUUCUAUCAAACAUAUUAUACCGAUAUUAUGCAACAUAUGUUUUCGGUUGUCACGGAUACAUCACAUUCGGCAGGAUUAACAAUGCAGGCACGAAUUUUAGCCUUUAUGUUUGAAAUUGUAGACAUGAACAAAAUAACCGCACCACUUAAUCCGGCCAUUCAGAAUGGUGUUGCCACAGCUGCUGGUGGUGGUGGUGGUGGUAACCCACAACAAUAUGAUAAUGUUAAAUUUGUCAAAGAUUUUGUAUCAAGUCUUUUGAAAAGUGCUUUUAGCCAUCUAAACGAUGCUCAAAUUCAGGUGACUGUGCAAGGAUUUUUCAAUCUUAAUCAUGAUGUUGUAGCAUUUAAAGAACAUUUACGUGAUUUUCUUGUUCAAAUUCGGGAAUUUUCUGGUGAAGGUGAUAGUGAUCUUUUCUUAGAAGAACGAUUAGGCGAAUUGCAGAAAAAAGAAGAGGAAAAACGACAACGACAAUUAUCCGUACCUGGUAUUAUCAAUCCAUAUGAUCUACCUGAUGCAAUGGAUGAUAAUUAAUUAAUUGGAAACGAAAAAAAAACAUAUAAAUUGAUCGAUCAACGAAUCAUUAAAUUAUUGGUGGUUAUGGUUGUCAAGGAUGAACAAUUUAAUCUUUAUGACAAAUUUGAAAAAAACCCAAAAUAGGAAUCAAUAAUUUCUUUUCAUCGGUGACACCAAAAAAAAUUGAUUGAUUUUGUCAUCAUAUUUAUCAACAUUUUUCAACCAGCUGCUUCUUUUCUGAUGAUCCAAAUCUGUUUUGUUCUGGUCAAGCUUGGCUUUCUUGACCAAUUGAAAAAUUUUUCAUCCAGCCAAUUCGAUUAACAUCAUCAACACAUACAUACCCUACUAUUCUAUUUUUCUCCUCAUCCUCCUAUCUCACAAGGAAUUUGAAUAAUGUGCUUGUGUGUGUGUGUUUGUGUAUGUUCGGGUUUUUUUUCAUCUCAUCAUUUUUGUUCUUUUUUUUAAAAAUUUUUGUUUCAUUAUUUUUAUCCCAUUACACACACACACACAUAAUACAUACAUUGUACUAUUAUCUUAUUAUUACUACUACUAAUCUCUUUAUUAUUAUCACACAUACAUACAAUCUUCAACAACAGUAACAACUAUGUAAUUCGUACGUUUUUUUCUAUCUUUACACAUUAUUUUAAUCGUCAACAAAAACAAAACAAAAAAACAAACGAAAAAAAAAAUAAUU